AUGGAUAUUUGUUUGUUAAAAUUCGUGAUAGCGCUAACAAUUAUUUGCAGUCAAGGUGUUGUGUCACGAGAAGAAGAUAAAGAUGAUGAAUACUUGUACAAAGAGAUUUGUUACGAAGAAGAAUCUUCGGAAGAUGAUCAAACGCAAGAUGUCAACGAUGAUGGAUACACUGUGAUACCGCCAACAGAUUUUCAGCAAAACCCAGAAAAACGAACGAAGUGCAUAGUGAAAAAGGUCCCCAAAUGUAAAACUAGCAAGUACGGAUGCUGUGCCGAUGAAAUAACAGCAGCCUCUGGAUUUAAUAAACUUGGGUGCCCGAAACACAUUGUCAAAAGCAAUGUAACGACGGAAGAAAGCCCCAUGGUUUGUGAAUCCUCGGUCUAUGGCUGUUGUCAAGAUGGCAGGACUCCGGCACAUGGACCAGACUACGAAGGCUGCUGUUUACUUUCCGAGUUCGGCUGUUGCCCUGAUAACUUCACGCCUGCUGAUGGACCGGAUCCUGAAGAUUGUGACUGUUCAUAUACACGCUUUGGAUGCUGUCUUGACUGGUCGACCGUCGCACGCGGACCUAACGAAGAAGGGUGCGGAUGCCAAUUCUCGUGGAAUGAAUGUUGUCCAGAUAGGAUUACUCCAGCUAGUGGGCUCAAUUUUGAAGGUUGUGGCUGCCACACAUAUCAGUUCGGUUGCUGUCCUGAUGGUGUCACACCGGCAACAGGAGCAGACCUGCUGGGAUGUUCGUGUAACGAAAGCAAAUACGGAUGCUGUGGGGACGAAGUAACAGCGGCCAAAGGACCCAACAAAGAAGGGUGCGAUUGUUCAAACAGUAAAUACGGCUGCAUGCUGGAUGGAGUAACUGAAGCUAAGCAAAAGACAUUACGUAAUCGUGCUAAACCGAAGCGAUUGACUCAAUGCGCCCUUCCCCUGGAGCGUGGACCCUGCGCUGGUAAGAAUAUUAGAUGGGGCUUCGUACCAUCAACGAGGCGUUGCGCCCCAUUCAUCUGGGGAGGAUGCCAAGGCAAUGCCAACAGAUUUGACACGGAAGCCGCGUGCAUGCACCGCUGUCAUCCACCUAACACCCUGCCAGCUAAAUGUGCCCGUGAACAAGAUGGGGGCAACUGCACCGAUAAGCAUCCAAUGUGGUGGUUCAGCCAGACGGAAAACACGUGUAAACCCUUCUACUAUUCAGGAUGUGGAGGGAAUGAAAAUCGCUUUGCAACCAAACAAGAUUGCAUGGACGUCUGUCCGAGUGUUAGUGGAUAUUGCAAGAUGCCGACAAAAAUCAAUCACAACUGCUCUGAGAUUGCAUUAAGAGGAUCUUUUACUGUAAAUAAUACAGGCGCAAUGAUUAAAACACAUGUACAUAAAGAUCAAAACCAGUGUGAAGUAAUAUGCAUGACGGAGUUGCCUUUGGAGGAAGAUAUGAUUGUCGCUACUUCAUAUAUGGAAUUACCACUUGUCAUGGCUUGUGAAGACCACAUCGACGCGGGCCCUUGCACCCGAGCCGAGACAAGAUGGGCUUACAACUCCACUAGCGAUAGCUGCGUGCAGUUUCAGUACGGAGGCUGCGGCGGAAACAAAAAUAACUUUAUUUCUCAAGACACCUGUCAACGCACUUGUUCCUCUGGCGAAGAUAUUUGUGAAUUGACACCAGUCCCUGGGCAUUGCACCAUCGACCAGAGACGAUGGUUCUACGAGCAAAGUUCCGACAGUUGCAAACAAUUCGCUGAUAACAUGUGCGGGGAGAACGGAAAUAGUUUUAAAAAUUUGGUUGACUGUCAACGCCGCUGCAGAAUAGGAUUCGACAUUAUGAACUUAUCUGUGGCAGUCAGACCUAAACCACAAAUCAAGCCGUUUAUAUCUAUAAUUUGCGAUGUCAUGGGGAAAGUGGAGGAGUGUCAACGUGCUAGUAUGGUUUGGUACUUUGACAAAGAACAGGACGGUUGCGUGUCGUACGAGAAUUCGGAGACUGGUAACACGUGCAUGGUCACAGGAGUCUUCGCAACGGAGGAACUGUGCGAGAGGGCCUGUGGUGCUUUCCAAGAUAUCGACGUUUGCAGUUUCGAGAAGGAUCCUGGGCCCUGUCAUGACUUUAGCCAAAAGGUGUAUUACAACAAAGCGACGGAUAGAUGCGAGAAUUUUACGUACGGAGGCUGUCGAGGAAGUCCAAACCGCUUCUCCACUAUGAGCGAGUGCGAGUACUAUUGCAGACCUGAAUACGAUCCUUGUCAACAGAGACCGGAUAUUGGAGAGUGCAGAAAUACAGAACCCAAAUGGUACUUCGAUGAACUAGAACGAAAAUGUUUAAUGUUUCUAUACACUGGUUGUGGCGGGAAUAGUAACAGAUUUAACACAAAGUCUGAAUGCGAGACUCGAUGUAUAAACGGUGAAAGAUUCUUUGGCUCAGAUUUUAAUGAACAGUAA
Molecule: messenger RNA, 2421 nt
Organism: Leptosia nina
Lineage: Eukaryota; Metazoa; Arthropoda; Insecta; Lepidoptera; Pieridae
Source: the annotation of a GenBank genome assembly